Closterium sp. NIES-65 is the source of this 4608-nucleotide messenger RNA. Lineage: Eukaryota; Viridiplantae; Streptophyta; Zygnematophyceae; Desmidiales; Closteriaceae. The record is from the annotation of a GenBank genome assembly.
AUGGCAUCCUGCGGUCUGAUUUCCGCGUCCCUUCGCGUCGCCCCGUCCCUUGCUCCCGCGACUGGUCUCCCCUCGGCUUCACGACCCUCCGUGAACAGCCAAUCAGCAUGCGCGAGGACGUCCGUGAUCCGCGUUCGCAGUAGCAUGAAGACGGAAUCUUCCGACUUUUCAAGGGGUCCCUCAUCUGUCAUUGCCAAGAUGGCAGUCCCCGCCGUGCUUGCCGCUCUCCUCGCCAUGCCGCUCUCCCCCGCAGCCGCGUCGGCAGCAGGAAUUAACGCCGUCGCCGUACUGACGGGGAGCUCCGGGGUUUCCGGGACCGUCACAUUCUCGCAGGAGGGAUCAGGCCCCACGGAAGUGAGUGCGACAGUGGCAGGGCUGACUCCAGGCCUGCACGGCUUCCACGUGCACAAGCUGGGAGACCUCUCCAACGGCUGCAUGUCCACUGGCCCGCACUUCAAUCCGGCGGGCAAGACCCAUGGAGCACCAGGGGAUAGUGAGAGGCACGCAGGAGACCUUGGAAACCUGGUGGCGAAUGAGUCUGGUGUGGCAACUGUGUCUCUGACUGACCUCCAGAUUCCUCUCUCGGGUCCCAACUCUGUUCUUGGCCGUGCUGUUGUCGUGCAUGCUGAUGCGGAUGACUUGGGCAAGGGCUCCAAGUCUGUCCUUGGCUGUGCUGUUGUCACGCAUGCUGAUGCGGACGACUUGGGCAAGGGUGGUGUUGAGCUGAGCAAGGCCACGGGCAAUGCUGGUGGCAGGGUGGCAUGUGGUGUGAUUGGAUUACCCAUUCCUGCUGGGAUGGCAGGAGACCUCCUUCACCAACUUCCCCGCGCCCUUUUGGAACGUCGCCGUCGGCCGGCCGUGCCCAGGCAACACCUCCGACCUGCCGUACGCGGGCGUCUCCUGCAACGACCAGGGCUACGUCAUCUCCGUGUACGUGCUUCGUCGUUCUCGUCGUCGCCAAUUCCCCAUCUCGUUGACUCGUCGAACGACUUGUCGUCUCGUCGUCUCGUCGCCGUCUCGUACUCUCGUCGUCUCAUCGCCUCGUCCGCUCGUCCUCUCAUCGCCCUGUCGUCCCCGCCCGUUCCUCCUCUUUUCCCCUCUCCUCUCUCCUCGUCGGCCCUUUCUUCUUCCUACACCCCCCUAAUCCACUCCACCUCUCGCGACCCCUCCCGACCCCUUCCGACCCCUCCUUUCCGCAGGGAUCUGAGCUACCCGUCGUUCCCGGCGGGCGUGCCCAAGCUGCAGGGUGGCUUGGACUGGAACAUCUCGGGAGUGCUCUUUCUCGAGCGCCUCUCCACGUGCCGUUACGGACAGCUCCACGUGCUGUUACGGACAGCUCCACCCGCCGCAGCUGGGCUGGCACCGAGUCUCAAGUCGCUGAACCUGGAGGGCAAUCAGCUGAACGGCACGCUCGACGACAUGCUCUGCUACCUCGACAAGCUCGAGUGCCUUCGACUCAAAAGUCGCCUGGAUGGUCAUCAGCUGAACGGCACGCUCGACGACAUGCUCUGCUACCUCGACAAGCUCGGAGUGCCUGUAAGCCCGGUUUCCCUCUUUACUUUGAAGCCCCUCAAAAGUCGUCUCAUUACCCGCAAUGCUCUGCUAAGCUCGACCCAACCCACCCACCCAACACUUCCUCCUUUUCCUCACCCAUUCACCCUCCCUCGGCUCUUGAUGUUUCGUUGUCUCCUCUUUCGUUGUCUCUUUCACCUAUUCCACCCUCCUGUUGUCCGCAUCGUCUCUCUCUCGUUCUUGUGCUCAUUCAUUCUCCUAACGUCGCCCCGUCCUGCCGUCGUUCCGUCCCUCGCAAUCGCAGCCAUCUCGCCAACAACAACUUCAGCGGAAACCUGCCCUGGUGCUUCAAGCGGUUCCCCUGCCCCGAUUUCAAUUUUCUUCACUAUUCUUUUCUACGUGUCUGGUUCCCUUCGCACGUGUCUGGUUCCCUUCGCACGUGCCUGGUUCCCUUCGCACGUGUCCGGGUUCCCCGCUGUGCUUCUCACCGCUUUCCCCCCCCCCCGUCCCCCACCACCUCCCCACCCCCACCCGCUGUUCUUCUCCCCGUUCCCUCUCCUCCCUCCCCCUUCCUCCCCCUCUCCCCCUUCUGUGCUUCUCCCCCCCUUCCUCCCCCUCUCCCCCUUUUGUGCUUCUCCCCCCCUUCCUCCCCCUCUCCCCCUUUUGUGCUUCUCCCCCCCUUCCUCCCCCUCUCCCCCUUUUGUGCUUCUCCCCCCCUUCCUCCCCCUCUCCCCCUUUGGUGCUUCUCCCCCCCUUCCUCCCCCUCUCCCCCUUUGGUGCUUCUCCCCCCCUUCCUCCCCCUCUCCCCCUUUUGUGCUUCUCCCCCCCUUCCUCCCCCUCUCCCCCUUUUGUGCUUCUCCCCCCUUCCUCCCCCCCUCUCCCCCUUCCUCCCCCUCUCCCCCUUUUGUGCUUCUCCCCCCUUCCCCCUCCCUCGUGUUUCUCCCUCCCCUUGCGCAGCUUCGCGGGCAACCCAUACCUGAACACCACCGGAUGCUUGAAUGUGACGUACAAGAGCUGUCCCAACAGCUACACGGCGGUCGCCGCGCCGCCGCCGCCGCCGGCCACGGGCUGGGCGUGGGAGCCGUGAUCGGAAUCGUCUUUGGCGCGCUCGCGCUCUUCGCGCUGGGCGUGGCGCUCUACUUCUACGUCCCGUCCUCUCAUCAUCUCGUUAUUGACAAGAGCUGUCCCAACAUCUACACGCCGGACGCAACUCCACCACCCCCGGGGGCCACGGGGCUGGGCGUGGGAGCCGUGAUCGGAAUCGUCUUUGGCGCGCUCGCGCUGUUCGCGCUGUGCGUGGCGCUCUUCUUCUACGUGCGCUUCAAGCAGGAGGAGAAACGCAAGCGCGAGGAGGCAGAGAGGCUGGCGCAGGACAUUGAGACCCAAAUCUCGACCUGUCGUGUUGGCACGCUGAGGCGGUUCUCAGUGGACGAGCUCUCAGUGGACGAGCUCUCAGUGGACGAGCUCUCAGUGGACGAGCUCUCAAAGGCCACCAACGGGUCUCAUGCCAACCCCUGCCCCCUUGCUCGACUGCCCCCAAAUCUCCACCCGUCACUUCGGCACUCUGAGGCGGUUUCAGUGGACGAGCUGUCCAAGGCCACCAACGGGUUUGAUGAUGACAACAUGCUAGGCGAGGGCGGGUUCAGCAAGGUGUACAAGGGCAAGCUGGAGGACGGCAAGUUCGUUGCUGUCAAGAGGAUCAAGUCGGGUGUCGCCUCUGGGAAGUACAAGCUCUUAGUUCGUUCAGAGGUGGAGCUGUCAGAGGUGGAGCUGUCAGAGGUGGAGCUGUCAGAGGUGGAGCUGAUCAGCCGAGCCGUGCACUGCAACCCUCUCGUUCUCCUUGCCUUGUUGCCUCUUGUCUGCCACUCGCAAGAGGAGAAGAAGUCGGGUGGAGAGCUCAUGUUCCUGUCGGAGGUGGAGCUGAUCAGCCGAGCCGUGCGCCGCAACGUCAUGCACUCAGAGGGCUUCCCCUCUUGCUCACCACCUCUUCGUUCCUCUCUGUCCUACCACCUCACGCCCACUCACCCUUGUGUUCUCACAGGAGAGAAGAAGUCGGGUGGAGAGCUCAUGUUCCUGUCGGAGGUGGAGCUGAUCAGCCGAGCCGUGCAUCGUAACGUCAUGCACUCAGAGGGCUUCUGUGUGGAGAAGGGCGAGUGCAUGCUCGUGCUGCCUUUCUAUGCUAAUGGCUCCGUGGCCUCCCGCACUCAAGGCAAGGAGGGUAACCCCAUGGACUGGCACACACGCAUGAAGGUGGCCCGCGGCGCAGCAGAGGGCAUCGCAUACAUGCACACCGACUGCAACCCGAAGCUCAUUCAUCGCGACAUCAAGGCCGCAAACGUGCUUCUCGACGAGAACGAUGAAGCAGUCAUUGCUGAUUUCGGGCUGGCCAAGGAGAUGGACGUGCAUGAGAGCCACGCGUCCACUGCUGUGAAGGGCACCAUCGGGCAUAUCGCCCCAGAGUACUUUGUGAGCGGGCAGUGCUCGGAGAAGACGGACGUGUACGCGUUUGGAGUGUUCCUCCUGGAGCUCGUGUCGGGCAAGGACGUGUUUGAGCUCACUCUGCCGCCCGAAGCGGAGGAGCUGCUGCUCAGGGACUGGGUGGCCAACAUGCUCCGUGACGGCAAGAUCCCUGAGUUUGUGGACAACGACCUGACGCGAUUGGGCUACGACGAGGCUGACGUGGCAAAGAUGCUCCAGGUGGCACUGCUCUGCAUGAAGCACGAUGCGGUGGAUCGGCCAACCAUGGAUGAGGUGGCAAAGAUGCUCUCUGGAAAGGCCCUGGCGGACAAGUGGGAGAAGUGGCAGGAGGAGGCGGCGAAAAUGUCUGGCGAGGAUGUUAUGGCGGUGGUUAACACGCCUGCUAUCUGGGAGAACACCACCACGGUAUCUCGCUCGAUGCUUUCAACCUGUCCGGGCCGCGUUAGUGUUUGGUGUGGUGGGGGCUGUUGUGUUGGUGGGGUUGGGCGGACUGGGGAGGGUGCUUUGUGGGAUGUUGUGGCUGGUUGUGUGGGAAAUGUUGCAAGUUUUGUGUCAUGUCACUUGCAGUGUUCGGUGGAUUCCGGUUGCUAUAUUAUGCAGGGAAGCUGCAUGGUCUAG